This is a messenger RNA of Lottia gigantea (owl limpet), 1998 nucleotides long. RefSeq lists its product as hypothetical. The record is from RefSeq and is a predicted model, not a curated record. Bases 1 to 1710 code for a protein of 569 amino acids. NCBI's taxonomy places the organism in Eukaryota, Metazoa, Mollusca, Gastropoda, Lottiidae. The transcript is spliced from 10 exons. Gene Ontology annotation, molecular function: protein binding.
AUGGAAGAUGUGGUCGGAGAUGAAUUCCGUUCCAUUAACCAUUCUGAAAAAAUGAUGCGAAAAAUGGAAGGCUACGUGGCCAAACGACAGUUAUGUGAUGUGAUUAUUAUAGCGGGUCAAAAACGUAUUCCUGCCCAUAGACUAGUGUUAAGUGCAGCUUCGGACUAUUUUGCAGCGAUGUUCACAAGUGAUGUACGUGAAAAGACUAUGGAUGAAAUAAAAAUUAAAGAUGUAGAUCCUGAUGCUUUGACAGCUUUAAUAAAUUAUACAUAUACAGGUAAAAUAGAAUUAAAAGAAGAAACAGUAGAGAGUUUGUUAUCCACUGCGUGCCUUAUUCAGUUAUCAGAGGUGGUAGAAGCCUGCUGUAGUUUCUUAAUGAAACAAUUACAUCCGUCCAACUGUAUCGGUAUACGCCAGUUUGCUGAUAUACAAGGCUGUUCAAAUCUAUUUAAAGUUGCCAAUAAUUAUGUUAUGGAAAAUUUUGUAGAAGUGAUGAACAAUCAAGAGUUUUUUAUUUUACCGUUUGAAGAAGUGUGUAAAUUAUUAGCCAGUGAUGAUUUAAAUGUUCCCAAUGAAGAGACAAUAUUUGAAGCUUUAGUCAAAUGGGCAAAACAUGAUCUCCCCAACCGAAAAAAAUUCCUUCCAAAACUUUUAAUUCAUAUCAAACUUCCAUUGAUGUCACCUCAGUUUAUCGCGGACCAUGUUCAUAAUAAUCCAUUAUUUCAAGAUGAUAAAGAAUGUCAGACAUUGAUAAUGGAAGCCUUUAAAUAUCACUUAUUACCAGAACGAAGAUCAUCAUUCCAAUCUCCACGAAUUAAACCCAGAAAAUCUACAGUGGGUGUUCUUUAUGCUGUUGGUGGUAUGGACUGCACUAAAGGAGCCACAAGUAUAGAAAAAUAUGAAUUACGAACCAACACAUGGACACAAGUAGCUAAUAUGAAUGGUAGAAGAUUACAGUUUGGAGUAGCAGUGUUAGAUGAGAAACUGUAUGUUGUUGGUGGUCGUGAUGGAUUAAAAACAUUAAAUACAGUGGAAUGUUAUGAUCCGAAAAAGAAAACCUGGACACUGAUGCAACCUAUGUCAACACACAGGCAUGGUUUGGGUGUUGGUGUGCUGGAGGGACCAAUGUAUGCAGUAGGUGGCCAUGAUGGUUGGUCCUAUCUGAGUACAGUAGAAAGAUGGGACCCACAAGCUAAACAAUGGAGUUAUGUAGCUCCAAUGUCUACUAUGAGGAGUACUGUUGGUGUGGCAGCUUUACAUGGAAAGUUAUAUGCUGUUGGAGGUAGAGAUGGUAGUUCUUGUCUUAAAACUGUGGAAUGUUUCGAUCCUCAUACUAAUAAAUGGACCAACUGUACCCCUAUGUCUAAGCGAAGAGGGGGAGUAGGUGUUGCUAAUUGUAAUGGAUUCCUGUACGCUGUAGGUGGUCAUGAAACACCAGCUACUAAUCCAACAUGUAGCAGAUUUGAUUGUGCUGAAAGAUAUGAUCCAAAAACAGACCAAUGGACAAUGAUAGCACCAAUCGGAUGUCCGCGUGAUGCAGUAGGGUUAUCUCCCUUGGGUGAUAAAAUCUUCGCUGUUGGAGGCUAUGAUGGUCAGCAAUAUUUAAAUGAUGUUGAAUGCUAUGAUCCUGUUACUAAUGAAUGGACAAAGGUUUCCUCCUUAUGUACUGGUAGAGCAGGAGCAUGUGUGGUUCAUGUACAAUCAAGCUGACUAUCACUCAAACGAUCAUUAGCUUUGCUGAAAAAAUGGCCGUCAGGACUUUUACAUCUGAAAAAAGUGAAUCUCAGUAUCUUCAUGGUUGUAAAAUAUUUAUCAUAGUCAAAACACAUCAUUUAUUUAUCAUAUCGUACUUUUCUCAGGCAAAAUCAUUCUAUUCACACAUUGUGGUUCCUGCAAUCCACUUAAAAACUAAGUGUUUGAUGACGAUACUCGUCAGGAAAUAGUGAUGUCAUCAAACACUUAAUUUUAAAGAAAUUGCAGAAACGACAGACACCUGAU